Molecule: messenger RNA, 3561 nt
Organism: Melitaea cinxia (Glanville fritillary)
Lineage: Eukaryota; Metazoa; Arthropoda; Insecta; Lepidoptera; Nymphalidae
Exons: 4
Coding region: 1-3561 (1186 amino acids)
Source: RefSeq, a predicted model, not a curated record
AUGUCUCAAAUUUCAAAGUUAUUAAGGCAGAGGAAUAACUUAAAAGCAAAAUUAGCAAGGAUACAUAAAUUUUUAGAAUCAGAAAAUGUUACGCAAUUGGAACACGAGGUACAGCUACGCUACGACGACAUCGAUACGAUCUGGUCGAACUUUGAAGAUAUCCAAAGCCAAAUAGAAGAACUCAAGGAUGAUGAGGAGGACGACGAAGAAAGGAGUUCAUUUGAAGUAAAAUAUUAUUCGGCAAAGGCGCAGAUGAAAGCCAUCCUAGACACGCAGUCGACAACGAUAAUAAGAAUCCAAGAUGCCUCUGGGAAGUGGGUGAAUGCUCGCUGCCUGCUCGAUUCCGGGAGUGAAAUCAAUAUUGUUACCCGCAAACUCGCAUCUCUACUAAAAAUAAAGAAUAACUACCAUCCAUGCACCAUACAGGGUGUGGGCAACAGCAAUAAUCAAUCACAAGUGAGUGUUACUACUAAUAUCUCAUCAAGACACAAUAACUACACCACUAAUCUUACAUUUUUAGUUAUGGACAACAUUACAGUGCCACUACCACAGUCAUUCAUAAAUACACAGACUUGGAAUAUACCUAACAAAUUAGUGCAGACACUUGCAGAUCCUACCUUCUUCAAACCUAGCAACAUUGAACUUCUCAUAGGAGCUGAAAUGUUUUACAACAUCUUACAGACGGGACGGAUUAAACUAGGUCCUAACCUACCUCUUCUAAUAGAAACUACAUUUGGUUGGAUUGUGUCGGGUGCAGUCAACACAGACAGACUAACUCAUCACAACAAUACUUUACAUACUAGUUUGCAUGUUACCACACAGACUACUACAGACACUCUUCUAAAGGCAUUCUGGGAACAAGAAGAAAUAUCUAAUGCUAACAAGCUACUCUCCCCAGAAGAUAAAUAUUGUGAAGAUUUAUUUCAAUCUACCACUACACAAGACCAAACAGGUCGCUACAUCGUUAACCUGCCUAUACAAAAAGAAAAAUUACCUGAGCUAGGUAAUUCAUUCAAUACUGCAUAUCGAUACUUGAUGCAACUCGAGGCAAGGUUCCAAAAGGAUACCAUCUUACAUUCACAAUAUAAGGCAUUCAUAAAUGAAUUUGUUGAACUAGGUCAUGCCCACUAUAUAAAUAAAUUCUCACCUACAGAUUUAAACGCAUAUUAUCUUCCACAUUUUCCAAUUGUCAAACCUGAGGCACGAAGUACUAAGUUAAGAACUGUAUUUCAUGCAAGUUCAGAAUCUUCUACAGGUUUAUCACUCAACAGCAUACUUUAUGAGGGUCCAAAUAUAUAUAAUGAUCUCUUAGAUAUAAUACUAAGAUUUAGGCUAAAUCAAUUUGUGUUCUCAUGCGACAUCAUAAAGAUGUUCAGAGGUAUCUCUAUAAACCCUGAACAACAAAGUCUGCAGAGAGUACUCUGGCGAGAAACAAGUACAGAACCUAUCAAAUGUUUAGAAUUAACUACUGUAACAUAUGGCACCAAAUGUGCACCAUACUUAGCCUGUCGCACUAUGCUUCAUCUAGCUGAAAAACAUUCACAUACACACCCUCUAGCUGCACAAUGUAUAAAAUACAAUAGCUACAUGGAUGAUUACUUGUCUGGGGCUCAGUCCGUAGAUGAAUGCAUAGAAUUAUGCUCUCAAUUAAUAAAUUUGCUUAAGAAAGCUGGGUUUUCACUACACAAGUGGACCUCUAACAAUUCACAAGUACUAAAAUCUGUAUUACCUACUGAUACAGCUACACAAAGCUCUGAGAAGCUAGAACAUACAGAAACAUCAGAAGCUGGCUAUAGUUUUACUUCAAAUACAGUGAAAACACUAGGAUUAAAAUGGACACAUACACAAGACACUCUUCAAUUAUCUUUACCUACGCGAAUCCAAGGAAAAAGUACAAAAAGACACAUACUUUCACAAAUAUCACAAAUAUUUGAUCCUAUAGGUAUUUUAGCACCUACUACUAUUCUUGCUAAAAUACUAAUGCAAGACAUAUGGAAAGAGAAUAAAGAUUGGGAUUCUGUAAUUUCCCCAGAAUUAGAAUCUUAUUGGAUCGAAUUUAUAACUCAAUUACACCACUUGCAAGUUAUUCAAAUACCUAGAUGGUAUUUCACAGACCUACCUAUCAACAUAUACUUAAUUGGAUUCUGUGAUGCUUCAAACAAAGCUUAUGGAGCUUGUCUUUACUUAAAAGCUACAUAUAAUCAAAAACCAUCUACAUGUACACUCAUCAUGGCUAAAUCAAAAGUUGCUCCCAUUAAAAGAAAACUGUCAAUUCCUAAAUUAGAGCUUGCUGGAGCAGUUAUGUUGUCAAAAAUUUCAAAAAAAUUUACUGAAGCAAUACAAAAUAAGAUUAAUAUCGAUAAAGUCUAUCUAUUCUCUGAUUCAAAUAUUAUUCUUUGUUGGAUAAAGUCUCCAUACAAGCACACUCAUGAUAGCUACACAUCACACCGCCUUAUGCAAAUAAUUGACAUAACUCAAAGUGAAAGUUGGUAUUACAUAAACACAAAGCAAAAUCCUGCUGAUCUCAUUACUCGGGGAAUCAUGCCAAAACACCUUCCUAGCUGUUCAUUGUGGUGGCAAGGAACGCCAUGGCUAGCUCAGGAUCAAAAUACCUGGCCUAUAUCUACAUCUAUACCUGAGGUUGAUACAUCUAAACAAAGCAAACAAGAAAAGAUAGUUCACACCGCCCACAUAGAUUCAAAUCCUAGUAACUCUUCCUAUUUUUAUGAUUUAUUCUGCAAACAUUCAAAUUUCACAAGGUUAAUAAGAACAAUUGCAUACAUGUUUAGAUUUAUUGACAACACAAGGAACAAACCCAAUAAAACUACAUCACACUUAAGUGUCUCCGAACUUGAAAAGGCGCAUAACUUUGUCAUCAGUACAACACAAUCACAUUCCUUUCAUAAAGAGAUUCUUUACUUACAGUCCGCUCACACCAACAAUGGUAUACAUUCAAAUAACAUCAAGGAUGUGGUAGACAUACAGUCAAAUACAUCAAAAUCACACCACAUAUCUCGUGCAUUAAAGUCAAGUCCUAUUCGAAAAUUAAAUCCCUUCAUAGAUGAAAAUCAGCUGAUUCGGGUAGGGGGUCGUAUACAACAUUCAGAUAUAUCAUACAACAAUGCACAUCCUAUUAUACUCCCAGCUAAAGACCACAUUACAACACUCAUAGUACGGCACUAUCACUUAAAAAUGUUGCAUUCUGGCAUUCAAAGCACAUUACACAACAUCAGACUGAAAUACUGGCCCAUUAAUGUUCAGAUUGAAGGGAUACUGAACUCCAGACCCCUCAGUCCAAUAACAGAUAUUCCUAAUGAUGUUACUUGCUUAACUCCUGCUCAUUUCCUUGUAGGUGCUCCCAUAACGGAUCUACCUGAGCCUAACAUGAUUGGACGAUUAGCUAACGAGCGAAGAGAGGAUUCCGAUCACGUCAGACCGAAAUCGGUCGACAUCGGAUUGAACGUGGAGGCGAUUGGUAAAUCGAAUCAAUGGAUCAUUUGUUGGGACGCGGCCGAAAUAUAUCGGCUCGAUAAUGUUGAUAAAAAUGAUGGGGGCGGUUGA